Molecule: messenger RNA, 1000 nt
Organism: Racocetra persica
Lineage: Eukaryota; Fungi; Glomeromycota; Glomeromycetes; Diversisporales; Gigasporaceae
Source: the annotation of a GenBank genome assembly
GGCAGAAGGUCAAACAAAGUAAACGUGCGUCAUGUCACGUAACGAAAAGUAUUAUAAAACCUUCUCUUGUCAUUCUGAUGGGUAAUAGACCAUCAAAUAGUGUUAACGAUGAAUCCGGUGCCACACGUCAAAAUGCUUAUGCUCGUUUCUUGCCAAACACUCAACCAACUCGAUCCGAUACUGUAUAUCGUAUAGUUGGAACACGUCUGAAUGGUAAUCUCAAAUACCCUCUUCCAAGUAAUCUUGAAGAAGAAAAGCAUUGGCUACAAGAUCCUCAUUAUUUCAUUAGACAUAUGUGGCAAAGCAAUUAUAGUGCUCCUAUUGAAGACAAACUCAGAGAAGGAAACGCUAAAAUCCUUAAUAUAUGCUGUGAUUAUGGCACUUGGGCUCUCGAAAUGGCUUCUGAUUAUCCCAAUUCCCAUUUUAUUGGUGUCGACGUCACCCCAACUUUUCCUUCUGCUGUGACCAAACCCAAUGUACGGUUCUUACAAUGUAAUGUGUUAGAUGGUCUACCAUUCGAUUCUAACACGUUCGAUUUCGUUCUUGUUCGACUUUUUGGAAACACUUUUACUGAAAGAGAUUGGGAGGAUAAAAUUAUUAAUGAAAUCGUAAGAUUAACUAAACCAGGUGGUUGGGUGGAAUUAACUCAGGUUGAUUCAAAAUACUACAAUUGUGGUCCAAAUUGCGAAAGAUGGAAUGAUGCAUUGUUAAACCAUCUAAGACUAAAAAAUAUAAAUGGUUCCAUUGGUGAAAGUUUUGGAAGGUUAUUGACUUCAACGGGACAAAUGUCCCGAAUUCGACAUGAAGUUGUCAUAGGCCCGGUUGGAAGUUGGGGUCACCGAGCAGGUGAAUUGGGUGCAUCUUACGCUCGUCAACUUUCUGGAAAAGUGAAGCCAUGGGUAAUUUCUUAUCUAGACAUUACUGAGGAAGAGUAUAACGAAAUGAUGAUCAAAGCAGAACAAGAGUUCAAUAUUCAUAGGACCUAUUCAUCAACGCAUAG